UCAGAGUACUUGACUGUAUAUCCAGUCCCAGCACUGAGACACAGACUGGGUGAGAAUUCAAGAGAUUACCAGAACAGGAUCAACCAUGGGGAAUCAAAACACUGUCUUGAGACCUGAUCACUGUAAAGGGACCGGCCUUGACCAACACCCCCAAACACCCUCCUCCUACGACUGCCACAGAUGGUGCCUGGGACCCCUGAGCUUCCACCCACAAACCUACGGCUCCCAGAUCACAAUGCACCCCGGCCACCACCGGGCGGAGCGGAGAGACACCUUCAGUGACGGCCUCUUGUUCACCAGCCGGCCGGUGGCGCUGAUGGAGCGCGUGACCCUGCGAGUGGAGGAGUGCGUGGAGUACUGGAGAGGAGCUUUGCGGCUGGGCUUCACCACUCACUGCCCCUCCCACAUGAACCCCGAUUCUCUGCCCCCUUACGCCUGCCCCGAUCUGGAGGCCCAGUCUGGGUUUUGGGCGGGGGCGAUCCCGGAGGAGUGCGCCCGGCAGGGGAGUAGGAUCACGUAUUGGGUGAACGGGAAAGGGGAGGUGCUGUACAGAGUGAACGGAGGAGAGACUUUCCUGCUGCUCAGAGGGGUCAAUGUGAGCAGGACACUGUGGGGGCUGAUGGACGUGUACGGACAGACACGCUCACUGCAGAUACUAGGCUCGAAGAAGAGCAGUGCAUUCGGCACCCAAGCCUCCUGCCCUCGACACGCGCCCUUCAACCGACGAGACACCCCAGUGAACCUCCACUUCAGAGCAGACCCCCAAACAGGGGGCGAUGAAGUCUGCGUGGUUUGCCUCUCCAGUCCCGUGAACACCGUUCUCGCGUGUGGUCACGCUUGCAUGUGUGUCCCGUGUGCGGACAGCGUGUGGGACCGUAUCGGAACAUGUCCUAUAUGUCGGAAACUUAUCGUUGAGAUCACGCUAACCGGCUCCAAAUCUGAGUGAUCGCAACUGGGACUGGGAGUGAGUGAAGCAUUAAGAAGACUGGACGGGUUCUAGAAAUGGGAUUCCCUGGAUAAACUGCUGCUGUAUCCCCAAUCCAUCAUUUGAAUGGCAACGCAGGCAGAGAGACAGACAGACUCACAGACAGUGGUUCUGUAGUGGCUAAGGUACAAAGGUACCAGAAGCCCAUUCCUCCACAUUCUGUCCAGGGCAUUUGAAUUUGAAGAUAUUACAAAAAAAUUCUAAGUUAUUUAAAAGCCGUGUCCCACAAUCGUGUACUGAAACAUGAUUCCUCUGUGAAUUAUGCUCGUCCAACCUUUACCAUGCACUGCACUCAAAACCUGUUGACUCUCCAGUUUGUUUACUUCAUGACCAUUGUAGAUUGUGACGAGUCAUCUGGCAGGUCCUGCAACUGGUAGGAUGGGACAAGCCAUGACUUUAUAUACACUGAGCCAUGAUUGGAUUAAUGCAAGAGGACUGAAUACCUGUUAUGAAAGUAAAUGCAUCGAUACGCAUCGUGCACGACCCCUGCAGGGAAUUUUCACUGCUAUUGCACGCAUACUGUGAACUGUGUAAAUAUUGGCUCUAAAUAUUGUAUGUGCAAUUAAUAUUGUAUUGUGUUGCUCAAGUAUGUAUUUUUACAAUUUGUAACAUGACAGCAGACCCUGAUAGUGAAGUGACUCAGAUGCCUGUACAUUGUUGUAAUCAGAUAAUGCCACAUUAAGAGCAGUAGACAUGUUUUCAAAGCAUUUCCUCUGUGCUUUAAUGAAGUCCUGUUUCUUUUUUUAAAGAGGUGUAAAACAGAACCAAGUCAAACAAAAUCCAAGUUCUCUUUGAUAUUCAAAAGGUGUUGGUUUCUCAUUUUGAAACAUUUCUGUGAUUUUUUUUUUUUUUUUUCUCCUUUCAUAAAGUUGAUUAAAGACUGGAGUGUAAAUGCUUUUAAAAAUGUGGCCCAUAGCAUUUAGUUAUUAUCAUUAUUGAACUAUAUAGAGUAUACAGCAUUGAGUACUUUGAGAUACAGGCUGCUUUACACCCCAUUGAAUGUCACAGUGACCACAUAUCAGUUUGCAUGUACACUGUAUGAAAUUCUAGAACCCCCAGUGUAUUGAUAUGUUACUGUACUGCAUUAAGUGUAGUAAUGCUGUAAAAAAUGACAUUGUAAAUAAUGAAUAUUUUGUUACUUGUUAUCAUGUUUUUUAUAGCGUUGUGGGAAGGACAAUUCCAUUGUGAAUAAACACUGUUAAU
Polyodon spathula (Mississippi paddlefish) is the source of this 2188-nucleotide messenger RNA. RefSeq names its product E3 ubiquitin-protein ligase NEURL3-like. Bases 86 to 946 code for a protein of 286 amino acids. The record is from RefSeq and is a predicted model, not a curated record. The transcript has 4 exons. Lineage: Eukaryota; Metazoa; Chordata; Actinopteri; Acipenseriformes; Polyodontidae. Gene Ontology annotation, molecular function: ubiquitin protein ligase activity.